Molecule: messenger RNA, 3385 nt
Organism: Pezoporus flaviventris
Lineage: Eukaryota; Metazoa; Chordata; Aves; Psittaciformes; Psittacidae
Gene: BEND7
Product: BEN domain containing 7
Exons: 7
Coding region: 278-1378 (366 amino acids)
Molecular function (GO): DNA binding
Source: RefSeq, a predicted model, not a curated record
GGCGGGGGGGGUGAAGGCGGCGGCGGCGGCGCUGCCCGGCAUCGCCCCCUCGGGGCUGCCCCCGCCGCACCCCGCUUUCCCUCAAAGUUUAGGGCGGGAGGUAGAGGGGGUGUGAGGGGAAAGAGCGGAGCCAAGUUGUCCCGGAGCCCUUUAUUCAGCGCCGGAGCCGCUGUCUCCCAACCCCCGCGUGUUUUUUGCUGAUUAAAAGACACGGACCUCGGUCCUGCCACCACCGGCGGGUGGCCGCCUGGCCGCCCCGCUCCUUCCUGCCCGCACCAUGGAGUUCACGCAGAGGAAGAGAAGCAGGAAAUCCCAAAGCUUUAAACUGAUCAACGAAGAUUACCACCCUGAGAUAUAUAAGAUCUCUGACUACAGCAAUGAUGUUAAUGGGGAGACCAAAGAAACACAACCAUUUUUUUUAGGAGAUGAAAGCCGGGAAAUUAAAAAACAAAUUACAGGGAUGAGAAGAUUACUGAAUGACAGCACUGGAAGAAUCUAUCAACGAGUUGGCAAAGAAGGAGAAAAACUAAAGGAGGAGCCCCAAGAUUUAGACUUAGCCUGGGCCCAGCGCCUGAAUCCCCCUGCAGAGUCCCAGGCGAGCCUUCAUCCUUCACAGAGCGGUGCAUGGAAUGAAUUAUCACCCCAAGCCAGCCAUUUUUCAGGGCAAUACGGAACUCGAUCCAAAACGUUCCAAAAUCAGACACGAACCGUGGCAUCCAAUGGAGAAAUCCCAAUGAUGAAUUCAUCAAUUGGACCAAACUGCUGUACAUGUAAUUGCCAGUCAACCCUGCAGGCUAUCCUUCAGGAGCUCAAGACCAUGCGAAAAUUGAUUCAGAUUCAAGCAGUUGGGACUCAAAACAGACAGCAGCCUCCUGCUCCUCUGAUUUGUGCACAGAAGUCAACAAUAUCAAGAAAGAGAAAUAAAAAGAAAAAACUGCCCCUCAAAACUGUUGAACCAAUUACCAUGAAUAAGAAACCCAACCCUGCAGAGAACGAAAAGAAACUAUCAACAAACUCAGAACGAUCGAGUCUACAAGCAGUUGAAACCCCCUUAAAACCAGAAACCCCUGUUUCAGGAUUUGGCAUUAUCCUUGAAUCAGCUUCAUCAGAUCCAGAAGUGCAACUUGCAGAAGGCUUUGACGUCUUCAUGCCGAAAUCUCAGCUGGACUCUAUAUUAUCAAACUAUACUCGCUCAGGAAGUCUGCUCUUUAGGAAGCUGGUCUGUGCAUUUUUUGAUGACAAGACUUUGGCUAACUCUUUACCAAACGGCAAAAGGAAAAGAGGGCUCAAUGACAACCGGAAAGGACUAGACCAAAAUAUUGUGGGUGCAAUAAAAGCAGAGAUGCAAAGAACUCUUGAAAACAUAAUGACAGUGUAACUGAUCAUCUUCAGCCAAAACUCUGAGGCUUGCACUGCAUCUGAUUGUGUCUGCUCUGUAAAUAGUUGAGCUGUUGAUGGCUGGAUUGGGGAGAGAUGGAGGAAGAUAACACUGGGACUGAGAUGAGUUUGAUGCUUAUAAGAAUGGUGGUGGUCCUUCUCUUGUAGAAGCAGAUUUCCUAAGUCAGUGUGAGGACCCUGUGCUGGGUGGCGUUCUUAGCAGUCAGAGUUUCUCACUGCCAGAAAAACACAUGUACCUUCAAACUCUCCGAUCACAACAUACAAAGAACUAGUAUUAGGCCAAAGGUUCUGAACUGGAUUCUGUUGUUGAAAUCUGAGAUAGAUAGCAGGGAAAAUACCCAAGUUAUCAAAAGACAGGCUGUGACUUGCCCUGACAUACAGAUUACCAAUUUAGGAUUGCCUUAGCAAUGAGAAGAUCUUUAGUAAGUCAAUUGACAGCUAAAGGAGGCAACGAACCUUUUGUAACCACCUCUGUGGCCCCGUCUCACCAUGCAAGAAAGACACUGAUGUACUGGCUUGAGUCCAGUGGAGAGCCACCAAGACUUAUGGUAUUGAAGCAGCUAAGUCAUGAAGUACUUACCUAUGUGAAGUGUGAGGAAAGGCAGAGGGAACUGGAAGAGAUGAUGAUUCAGGAGGAAUUUUACAGCUGUCCAAAACUACCUAAAGAAGAUGAUAGAUCGUGUAGAGAAGAUGGAGUCAGACUCUUCUCAGAGGCACAAGAAGCAUUGGACACAUGGAAAUUUUCCACAUGAUACGAGGAAAAGCUUUUUCAGCAUAAGGGUGGUUGAACAGGGCUGCAGGAUCUCCAUCCUUGGAAAUAUUCCAAGUCCAGAGCAUCAUGAUCUAGUUGGCCACACUCUGAGCAGCAGGCUGGACAUGGAGACCACCAGACAAUCCUGUCAAUUUGUGCAGUUGUGUGAUAAAGUCUAUAUUGUGGCUAUGUCAUAGUCCUAACACAGAGUUGCUGACAGACUUUCUUACAGUUAUCAUUAGGUUUAAAUCACAAACACUUUCUUAUACUUUCCUUUCUUGAGCUCAGUAAUCUUCAGAAAUCUGAAGGUGAAUUUCCUCUGUCUGUAUCUCAUUCUUCCUUAAAAGCUUUCAUAAAUAAGUUAAAUGGAAGGAAAAGGAGUUCAAAAUUACUUAGGAAAAAAACCCCAACAAACUCUAAUUUGAGCAGUACUGUGAUAAAAGCAAUGUUUUUCAGUAGAUGCAGCAGCACUAUUAAAAUAGCAUCAUCACCCACUGCGGACAUCAAUGUUUCUCAGGAGCUAAGCUUUUAAUGGAGCAAGUUCUGAGGCUUGGUUUAACCUCUUCCCUUGAGUUUGGGAGAAGAAAGGGGGGAGUUAUAGUUCCAACAGAUAAAUUUCAUCUCUGAUGGUACUACUGGGUACCACUUUAGUAACAGUGAUCCUUAUUGGUAUUUACAGUAUUGCCCAAGUGCUAGUGCCUGAUUCCUGACAGGAGAGCUCAUCCCUGCAAUCUGUGAUGGAAUAAGAUGCCAAGGGCUGAUGUCCUGUGGGUCUCUCCUCAGCCUGGUUCCAAUAGAACCCAUUUUCCCUCACAAGAGCUGGGCUAUAGGACACUGUGGUUUCAUUUAUUCCAAUAAAUAACUGAGCCAGUAUGAAAUCUCCACAAGAACAACAUUAUCUUGUUUACAUUAUUAUCAUUAGGACAUUCCUCUACCACGUGCCCAGAUCUCUUUUAGUGGCACUUUAAGUCCUUUUCCGUGACAGCAAUACAAAAGGCUAUAUUCAUGCCAAAACCUAGCAGAGAACUUAAAGGAGAGAUCUGUUUGCUUGGACAUCACUCUUCCUGUCUGAAAACAUUUUAACUGCUGUCCUUACAAGUAAUUUAAGGCUCCUGCAACAGGAUGAUUAGCCAGGGAGAAAUCCUCUUCUGACCUUGGGGAUGCAGUGGCACCUGUUGAAUCAGUUGCAGUGUUUCUCCCAGGCAGUCAGGUCCCCUUGUGAGUUGCAUCAGUCUU